Exophiala viscosa is the source of this 1785-nucleotide messenger RNA. RefSeq names its product putative glucose-methanol-choline oxidoreductase. The transcript is spliced from 3 exons. Gene Ontology annotation, molecular function: oxidoreductase activity, acting on CH-OH group of donors; flavin adenine dinucleotide binding. Bases 1 to 1785 code for a protein of 594 amino acids. The record is from RefSeq and is a predicted model, not a curated record. NCBI's taxonomy places the organism in Eukaryota, Fungi, Ascomycota, Eurotiomycetes, Chaetothyriales, Herpotrichiellaceae.
AUGGUGCAUCCAGCUACAGCUCCCAAGAAUGCCCCUGAGGCAUUCGACUUCAUUGUCGCAGGCGGCGGUACCGCCGGCUGCGUCGUCGCUGGCCGUCUAGCCGAGAACCCAAAUGUCAAGAUCCUAGUCGUUGAAGCUGGACUCAAGUUCUUGUCCUCCACUAACACUGUCAGCAACACCGAUGAGAUCCCCGAGAUCACCACCCCAGCCCGUGCCUUCGAGUUGAGAGGCAGCCCGUGGGACUGGCAAUACAAGACCACCAUGAUCGAUCGUCCAGACUACACCCGCGUCGAGAAACCCAAUCCAAGAGGUAAGACGCUCGGAGGCAGCAGCGCAGAGAACUACUACACCUGGGUCCGAGGCAGUGCUGCGACGUUCGAUGACUGGGCAGAAUACGGCACGGAAGAGUGGAACUGGGAAAACACCAAGAAAUACUUCAACAAAUCCACCACCUACCACGACGACGAGGAUCUGUAUCCAACCGACCUCGCCAAGAUCGGCAACCUAGGCGGUCCCCUCCAUAUCUCGCACUCCGACUUGGUUCCUGAACUCAAGCCCUUCCGCCACGCGCUUGAGAAGGCCUGGGUGAGCAAAGGCCAAGAAUUGUCUUCUGACGUCUACAGCGGAACACAGAAAGGUCUCUUCAAAUGCGUCAGCUCCAUCUAUAAAGGCAAACGAUCCCACGCAGCUGUCUUCCUCGAAGGCAAACAAAACGUGACGGUCAUGUCGUCCACCAUCUCCAAGAACAUUAUCUUCGAGAACGGCAAGGCCGUAGGUCUUGUUGUUAUCGGCCCCGACGGCAACGAGUACACCUUUCGCGCCAAAUACGAGGUCAUUGUGUCACAGGGCGUCUACGAGUCUGCGAAGCUGCUUAUGCUCUCUGGCAUCGGACGCAAAGCCGACCUCGAGGCUUAUGGUAUCAAGGUGCUUGUCGACUCGAAGCACGUCGGUCAAAACAUGUUGGACCACCCUAUCUUGUCUCAUGUCUUCAAGAUCAAAGACGGGUACGGUCUGGAUAGCCACCUUCUGCGCGCGGGGCCGCAAAAGGACGGUGCUGUCGCGGCGUACCGAAAGAACAGGAGCGGACCAUUGAGUAGCGGUCUGCUCGAGCUCGUCGCCUUCCCCAGGGCCGACGAGUGGUUCGAAAAGUCAAAGGAUUAUCGCGAAUACAAGGCCAAAAACGGCGGCGUCGAUCCCUUUGGGCCGGGCGGUCAGCCACAUUUUGAAGUUGACUUUGUGCCCAUGUUCUGCGACGCCUUCCAAUGGCACUUCCCCACACCACCAACCGGCGACUACUUCACUGUUAUCGUCGACCUGCUGCGCCCUCUUUCUCGCAACGGCGAAGUCAAAUUGCUGUCCACCGACCCCAAACAGCAGCCGUACAUCAACUUGAAUUUCUUCAGCAAUGAUCUUGAUUUGAUCGCUUUGCGCGAAGGUGUGAGGAUGAUCGACGACAUCGUCAUGAACGGCGAGGGCAUGAAGGAUAUCAUCGAGGGUGAUUAUCCCUGGCCUAUGCCGCGAAACUCGGACGAGGCUAUGAUCCGGCAGAUCCUCGAGCGCUCGCAGACGGGGUUUCACCCUUGCGGCACGUGCAGAUUGGGUAAGGACGUCAAGCAGGGUGUUGUGAAUUCCAAGUUGAAGGUGUAUGGUGUCAAGAAUCUGAGGGUUAUUGAUGCGAGUAUCUUUCCUGUCAUUCCGGAUUGUCGGAUCCAGAAUGAUGUGUACAUGGUUGCUGAGAAGGGGGCGGACAUUAUUAAGGAGGCUCAUCCUCAGCUUUAUAAGUGA